AUGACCGUGGUCCUAAAUGAGAAGAAUGAGCUCAUCCUGAUGCGCACGGUGACCGGGUACCGCGUCUGCAUCGACUAUCGCCGCCUCAACGACGCCACCCGGAAGGAUCACUUCCCUCUGCCAUUCAUUGAUCAGAUGCUCGAGAGGUUGGCAGGGCACGAGUUCUACUUUUUCCUGUAUGGAAUGUCUGGGUAUUUUCAGAUUCCCAUAGCACCGGAUGACCAGGAGAAGACCACCUUCACCUGUCCUUUCGACACAUUUGCUUACCGGAGAAUCCCAUUUGGGCUUUGCAACGCCCCCGUCACAUUCCAGAGGUGUAUGCUUGCCACCUUCGACCGUCUGGUCGGAGAAAUCAUGGAGGUGUUCAUGGACGAUUUUUUGGUUUAUGGAGACUCAUUCUCUCACUAUCUCCAUAACAUGGAACUUGUCUUGAAAAGGUGUGAGGAGACGAACCUGGCGCUGAGUUGGGAGAAGUGUCACUUCAUGGUUCGCGAAGGCAUAGUUUUGGGGCAUAAGAUCUCCAAGAUGCGAAUGGAGGUGGACAGAGCCAAAAUCGAGACAAUCAGCAAGUUGCCUCCUCCCACAUCUGUAAAGGGGAUUCGCAGUUCCUUGUGCCAUGCAGGGUUCUAUAGGCGGUUACUCAAGGACUUCUCGAAGAUCGCCUUGCCCCUAACGAAGUUCCUUGAGAAGGAUUCCCCCUUCCAUUUCACUGGCGCAUGCACAUCAACAUUCCCAACCUUGAAGGAGAAGCUUACUCAUGCUCCUAUCUUGUUUACUUCUGAUUGGACCUUACCAUUUGAGCUGAUGUGCGGCGCAAGUGACUUCACCGUUGGAGCUGUCUUGGGGCAGAGGACAGACCAGCAUUUCUGGCCUAUCUACUAUGCCUUGAAGACCAUCAAUGAUGCCCAAGAGAACUAUACCUGCAUAGAGAAGGAGUUGCUAGCGGUGGUGUUCGCCUUCGACAAGUUUCAUCCUUAUCUGGGCUUGUCCCGCGUGAUAGUGUACACGGAUCACUCCGCCAUAAGAUACCUGAUGAGCAAGGCCGAUUCCAAGCCUCAGCUGAUAUGA
Linum trigynum is the source of this 1068-nucleotide messenger RNA. NCBI's taxonomy places the organism in Eukaryota, Viridiplantae, Streptophyta, Magnoliopsida, Malpighiales, Linaceae. The record is from the annotation of a GenBank genome assembly.